AUGGGUGGUUCUGGUCCUAAGACUUACAUGGGAUGGUGGGGCAACAUGGGCUCCCUUCCCCAAAAGCACAUCACCACCUACACGGUGUCGCCGUUCGCCACCAAGCCGUUGAAGGGCGCCGCCAACCGGGCGGUGUUCAACACCUUCAGAAGAACCAAGAACCAGGUGUUGUACGUCCUUAUCCCCGCCGUCAUCGUGUGGAACAUCUGGGCCAAGGCCAGAGACUACAACGAAUACUUGUACACCAAGGCGGGUAAGGAAGAAUUGGACAGAGUUAACGUUUAA
Messenger RNA from Diutina rugosa, 285 nucleotides. RefSeq names its product ubiquinol--cytochrome-c reductase subunit 8 (gene QCR8). Bases 1 to 285 code for a protein of 94 amino acids. Gene Ontology annotation, biological process: mitochondrial electron transport, ubiquinol to cytochrome c. The record is from RefSeq and is a predicted model, not a curated record. The transcript has a single exon. Lineage: Eukaryota; Fungi; Ascomycota; Pichiomycetes; Serinales; Debaryomycetaceae.